AUGCCUACCGCGCACCGGCGUGUCGAGAUGUUCCGUGGCGCCAUGACGACGUCUUCGGCAGCACCGCAGGAUGUGCUGCUGUCAAGUGUAGGCAAGCCAUUGCGUCUGCAUGUUCCGUACAAGUCGUUUGAUCCCCCUGCGUACGGAGCCGCGAGCGAGACCGUGGUGGGCCGCCUUUGGACGUACGACGCAGGCGUCGACCUGGUCGUCCUGGAGACAGGCGCGGCGCCCGACUUGCCUACGGCGCUGCACCGUGCACCGGCUGCCAUUGUAUACAACAGCCCGUACGGUCGUGUAAAUUCAACUACCUCGGGGUUUAAACUCAUCCGCGGCACGCAGAUCGCCGGCGUCGAGUUCCUGACCGAGGAGGAGUACCAUGUACAUACAAACUACGUCUCGGAGCUUUGCACUAUUCCACCGGUUUCUUUGGCUGCUAUGGAAGUGCGCGAUGCGGCGUCGGUUCAGAAGAGUUUGGAGCGCAUCUUGCGGAUCGGGCCGAAAGCGGCCGGCGAAGUUGGGCAGACUGUGUUCGAUGCAUUGAGCAAGACGUACGUAUUUUCGGUGCGCUGA
Messenger RNA from Malassezia vespertilionis, 570 nucleotides. RefSeq lists its product as uncharacterized. The record is from RefSeq and is a predicted model, not a curated record. The transcript is spliced from 2 exons. NCBI's taxonomy places the organism in Eukaryota, Fungi, Basidiomycota, Malasseziomycetes, Malasseziales, Malasseziaceae. Bases 1 to 570 code for a protein of 189 amino acids.